AUUGAUUUGAAAUGACGACAGAACCAGAGAGCCAAUCAGAGCAGCAGGGGGCCAGCGCGGCUCCGCCCCAUUCAGCCCCGCCCCUCGACAACCAGCUGCCACCUGCCGCCGCCCACAGCACACCUGUGAGGAAAGAGCAGGGCGGUGGAUUCCCGCAGGGGAGAGCCGAUCAUCAGUCCGAGGACGACGGUGCGUCUCACUGGUCCUCCUCCAGUAAACUGACCCGGUCUCCAGUGAAGAUCAGCAGGAAGCCCAAGAACAUGCAGUGUAAGGUGACUCUUCUGGACGGCUCUGACUACACCUGCGUGGUGGAGAAGCGUGAUAAAGGUCAGGUUCUGUUCGACAAGGUCUGCGAACAUCUCAAUCUUCUGGAGAGAGAUUACUUUGGCGUCACGUUCCGGGAUGUGGAGAACCAGAAGAACUGGCUGGAUCCUGCCAAAGACAUGAAGAAGCAGAUCAGAGGCGUCGCCUGGAAUUUCUCGUUCAACGUGAAGUUUUAUCCUCCGGAGCCGGCGCUGCUUUCUGAAGACAUCACCAGAUAUUACCUGUGUUUACAGUUAAGGGAUGAUAUCGUGUCGGGUCGUCUCCCGUGUUCGUUCGCCACACACACAGUUCUGGGCUCGUACACGGUUCAGUCGGAGCUGGGCGAUUAUGACCCGGACGAGUACGGCUCCGACUACGUCAGCGAGUUUCGUUUCGCUCCACAUCAGACCAAAGAGAUGGAGGAGAAGAUCAUGGACCUGCACAAGAACUACAAAGGAAUGACGCCGGCUGAAGCUGAGAUGCAUUUUCUGGAGAAUGUAAAGAAACUGUCUAUGUAUGGAGUCGACCUUCAUCAUGCAAAGUUGAUAGGACGAUUCUUUCACUGCUUUUCUCCAGCUAAAGGAGAGGAUUCAGAGGGGGUGGAGAUCAUGUUGGGCGUGUGUUCCUCCGGGCUCCUCAUCUACCGUGACAGACUUCGCAUCAACCGCUUCGCCUGGCCCAAAGUCCUCAAGAUCUCCUACAAACGCAAUAACUUCUACAUCAAGAUCCGUCCAGGCGAGUUUGAACAGUUUGAAAGCACGAUAGGCUUUAAACUACCCAACCACAGAGCGGCCAAGAGACUGUGGAAGGUUUGUGUGGAGCAUCACACGUUCUUCAGGUUGGUUUCUCCGGAGACUCCUCCUAAGAAGUUCCUCACGCUGGGCUCUAAGUUCCGUUACAGCGGCAGAACUCAGGCUCAGACCAGACGGGCCAGUUCCCAGAUCGUACGUCCGGCUCCGUACUUCGAGCGCUCCACCAGCAAGCGCUACACCAUGUCACGCAGUCUGGAUGGAGAGAUGGGUACGGCCUUGUACGGAGCAGCCAAAGGCAUUGCCAUGAGUGACCUCAUCACCACUGUAACACCAGAGAAGAAAGUCGAGGAGACGCGCGAGGAGGAGCGUGAAGAGACUCCACCGGUGCUGGUGGAGAGUGUGGAGGCGCUGGAGGAAGAGGACGAGACCACGAAAGCCACGGAACUAUCACUGCCGAGCCCACCGACACCAGCCCGACAGGACACGCGGACUGAUCUCACAGACACUGCUGUCGAUGGAGAGUUAACCGCCACCGAGUCGGAUCAGGAGGACGAAUCUGAAGCAAAGACGCAGGAGAUGGAGCGGACGCCGGACGAGCUGCUGAAGCACCAGACCAACAUCAGCGAGCUGAAGAGGACGUUCCUGGAGGGAGGACCGGACCGGACGGGGAUGACCGAGUGGGAGAAGCGUCUGUCCUCGUCUCCGCUGAGAUCACCGCGUCUGGACGAAGCGCCCAUGAUCGAGCCGCUGGAGCCGGACGUCAAACAGGAAGCAGCGCUGGAGGGACAGGAAGUGGCCGCAGCCGCUCUGGAGCAGGAAGAGAAGGGUGAUGUGGAGUCUGACGGGUGGGUCAUUAUAAACAAGGUUCCUCCGUUUGAACCCGAUAAACUUCCUCCGGUCCAAGCAGAAAGGGUUUCUCGUAAGAUACCAGAGAAGGUUUCUACCGUAGCGCAAGAACAACGUCCAGGAAAACCCUCGUCCGUCCAAUCUGAAGAGCUUCCUCCUCCUAAGACUCCAGAAAAGGUUCCUACCGUAAUCCAGGAGACAGAAAAACCUGAAGAGGUUUCUCCUUCAGAAAAGGUUCCUGCAGCAAUCCAAGAAAAACAAUUUCCCAUCGUAACUGAAGAGGUUUCUCCAAGGAGAACUCCUUCCAAGAUACCAGUGAAGGUUUCCAUCACAGUACAAGAAACGUCCCCUCCGGAAAAGCCUUCCUUGAUUGCAUCUGAAGCGGUUUCUCCAAAGAAAAGUCCAGAAAAGUUUCCUACAGCGACGCAGGAAAGGUCUUCUCCAGAAAAACCCCCGUCUGUUGUAUCUGAAGAGGUUUCUCCGACGCUUCCAGAAAAGGUUUCCACCAAAGUACAAGACGCUUCUCCAGAAAAACCGUCGCCCAUCGUAUCUGAAGAGGUCUCCCUGAAGAAAGUUCCUCCGAAGGUACCAGAGAAGGUUUCUACGGUGGUCCAAGGAAAGGUUGAACCCAUAAAGGUCGGUUCUUCAGAGGAUGCUCCUCCUAAAGUACCUCCUAAAGUUCCUCCGAAGGUUCCCGAGAAGAAACACGCGGCCGGCUACAGGUUCCUGUCGGUCUCGAGCGCGCCGCCGUCCGCCGGAUCUCUGGAAGGAUCUCUGGAAGGUUUCUCCGAGUCCAGAGGGGUGCCGCUGCGCUCUCCGGUGGAUCUCAGCAGAUCUCCGACGGCUCGAGUGCCUAAGCCCAGUUUUGAUGAGAUGUCUCCUGAGCUCACGGCGCUCUUGCAGUCGACUCGCAGCUGGGCUCCGUCUGCGUCUGCGUCUGCGUCUGCGUCUGCGUCUGCGUCUGCGGUCACGAUACAGUCCUCAGAGAGUCGUCCGGCUGAAGACGAGGAGCGGCCCCCGGCGGAGGAUCAGCCUCAGUCAGGUGUGGUGAGUUUCUCCAGGACUCUCUCAGGAGACUCGGACACUCCUGUGAUCCAGACGGAGAUGAAGACCAUCACGUACGAGUCCCUACAGUGUAUCGCUCACCAUGGAGACAUUGACCACACACACACCAUCACCUCAGAGACCACCAGCACCACCACCACCACACACAUCACCAAGACAGUGAAGGGUGGAAUCUCAGAAACACGGAUUGAGAAGAGAAUCGUGAUCUCAGGAGACGCAGACAUCGAUCAUGACGAGGCUCUGGCUCAGGCCAUUAAAGAGGCUAAAGAACAACAUCCCGACAUGUCAGUGACCAAAGUGGUGGUGCAUAAAGAGACGGAGAUCACGCCGGAGGAGUGAUGCAGGAUUAACAUCAUCUUCACGCUUUCUGGAGGAACUCGUGUGUUCAUGCUGUGGAAAAGGAAGGAUGCUUCAGAGAAAUCAACACAGGAACAGCAGCAUCAAUGAACGAAUCGCAGCGAACGUCAUCUGAACACGUCUGGAGUAACACACACACACACACACACACACACACACACACACAUGCUUACAGGCGCCGCACUGGAUCACUGUUACUGCAUGACAAGGGAACAAUUCUGCUUUUUGUGAGGAGACUACAGUAUAUAGACCUUUUAGUAAAUACUAUAUGAGCGCAGUGCAUAGUCAAACCACGAGCUCGUCAUAAGAGGACCGAAGAGUAUGUGUGAGAAGAAAUAUAACGGUUGCAGAUAUCUACAUUUAUUUAUUCUACUGAUUCCUGCUCACUUUAAAAAAGGACGAACUUUGCACAAUAUUUAAUCGCGCAAAGAUGUGCCAUCCACGCUCCGUCGGCUCAUCUCCGAUCUGCUCACGUUGCAUAUGACACACGUUCAUUACGAGGAUAUGAAUAUGCCACACAUGUAUGUUAGAGACGUGUUAUGUUGUUUUUACUUGAAUCACACACCUGUUCCUGUUUCUUUUUGAGAACUGUCACUUGUGAACAUUGAGCUUAGAGGAAUGAAGCUCUCCGAGAGCUGCUGUAAUGACGAUCGCUGCCCUGCAAAAUCAAUCCCAGAGUCCUCCCUGCCCAGAGUGCCACAUCUGAGCCUUAAACUGUACAGACCAAGCCCAUGUGUGUUUAUGUCCUUGUUUGUUUUCCAAUGCCGUGUCGCCGCCCUGCUGACUGUUUCUCACUCAAGCAACUCCAAUAAAAUCUCGAUUCCAUUUCUGA
Puntigrus tetrazona (Sumatra barb) is the source of this 4155-nucleotide messenger RNA. It is a transcript of the gene epb41l3a, whose product is annotated as erythrocyte membrane protein band 4.1-like 3a. The record is from RefSeq and is a predicted model, not a curated record. Gene Ontology annotation, biological process: cortical actin cytoskeleton organization. The transcript is spliced from 24 exons. The coding region runs from base 12 to 3305 and encodes 1097 amino acids. NCBI's taxonomy places the organism in Eukaryota, Metazoa, Chordata, Actinopteri, Cypriniformes, Cyprinidae. Gene Ontology annotation, molecular function: actin binding; structural molecule activity. Gene Ontology annotation, cellular component: plasma membrane; cytoskeleton.